Molecule: messenger RNA, 1701 nt
Organism: Effrenium voratum
Lineage: Eukaryota; Dinophyceae; Suessiales; Symbiodiniaceae
Source: the annotation of a GenBank genome assembly
AUGGGAAAGGCGGCGAAGGGAGGCAAGAAACUGCCCAGCGCGCCCCUUGCCGACAAGAAGAAGAAGGCGAAGAAGAACCCUCUUUUCGAGAAGGCUCCUCGAAGCUACCGGCUGGGUGGUGAUAUCCAGCCCAAGCGCGACCUGACACGCUUUGUGAAGUGGCCCAAGUACAUCAACUUGCAGCGGCAGAAGCGCAUCAUGCUGAUGCGGCUGAAGGUGCCGCCUGCCAUCAAUCAGUUCAGCAUGACCAUCGACAAGAACCAGGCUGCCAACGUGCUGAAGCUUUGCAAGAAGUACAUGCCAGAGACGAAAGUUGCAAAGAAGGCUAGGUUGAUGGAGAUGGCACAGCAGAAGAAGGAUGGGCAAGAGGUGAAGACCAAGAAACCGCAGGUCCUGAAGUAUGGCCUGAACCACGUGACCACCCUCGUGGAGAACAAGAUGGCAAAGCUUGUGAUUAUUGCCCAUGAUGUGGAGCCCAUCGAGCUGGUGUGCUGGCUCCCGGCUUUGUGCCGAAAGAAGGAUGUGCCCUACUGCAUCAUCAAGGGCAAGUCUCGCUUGGGUCAGUUGAUUCACCAGAAGACCUGCGCAUGCGUGGCGAUCACCUCGGUCAAGCCCGAGGACGAGAAGGAGUUGAACAAUCUCGUGGGCAACUUCAAGGCGCAGUUCAACGACAAUGUGGAGGUGAAGAGGCGAUGGGGCGGCGGCAUCAUGGGCAUCAAGUCGCAGCAUGUGACGCAGCGCCGGGAGCGCGCCAUUCAGGCCGAGAAGGCGAAGAAGCUGGGCCUGUCGGAGGGCAAUGAGCUCUCGCGCAGGGAGCUCGAGCGGCAAAUCCAGGAGCUGCGGAGGGACAAGGUGCAGCUGGAUGCCAGCAUCAGGAAGAUGGAGGCGGCGCAGAAGCGGAUCUUCGGUGAGGAGGAGCAGCGGAAGCUGACCGCGCUGCACAGCCAGGGUGAGGAGAACGGCGACAAGGAGAACGGCGACAAGGAGGAAGAGAAGAAGGAAGAGGGCGAGAACGAGGAGAGCAGAAAACGAAAAAGAGACGAGGAGUUUGAGAAGCGAAAGAAGGAGGGGAAGCCCACCAAGUCAGACCCCAGGAGCAGAAACCUCUUCGGGAAGCUGUUGGGGCACCUCCAUUCUGCCAAAGACAGGCUGCAGAAGGAGAAGACCAGCAAGAUGGGGGAGCUGCAGCAGAAGGCGUUGAGCAGAGUAGAGGAGAAGGUGAACCUGAGCAAGAUGAACAUCAAGGAGUUCCGAAAGGGCCACUUCGAGAAGCAGCUGGUCGAGGAGCAGGCAAAGGUGGCAGAGAUCGAGAAGCAGCUGGAGGAGAAGGAGGUGCUGCUGCUGCAGAGACGGUUGGAGAAUCAUUAUUCCAUCAUGAUGAACUUCAUCCGCACCGAGGUCCAUCCCCCGAUCUUCUUCCUCCCCGCGAAGCACACGCGGGACACCGAGAAACAGUUGGAGGCGACGCGGGCCUCCAUCAAGACGAAGAUCGCCGAACUGCGCCAGAAGUUUAAGGAGGAGGCUCAGAGGAGCUCGAAGAGGGAAAACGGCAAGGCGGAGGCCGAAGGCGAGGCCGAGGCCGAGGCCGAGGCCGAGGGCGAGGAGAAGGAGAAAGGCAAGGAGAAGGACAAGGAGAAAGGUGAGAUGGACGUGGAGGAGAAGCCAGCAGGUGAUGGGGCUGAGAGUGAGAGCUCCGGCUAG